Molecule: messenger RNA, 2450 nt
Organism: Brassica napus (rape)
Lineage: Eukaryota; Viridiplantae; Streptophyta; Magnoliopsida; Brassicales; Brassicaceae
Product: NAC domain-containing protein 71-like
Exons: 3
Coding region: 210-1139 (309 amino acids)
Biological process (GO): regulation of DNA-templated transcription
Molecular function (GO): DNA binding
Source: RefSeq, a predicted model, not a curated record
UUGCGAUGACAAACACUGACCAAAAAGCAAAUCCAAAGUAAGACAAAAUAUUUAUAUCACAAGAUGCCAAUCCAUUGCUAAACUUUUACACAUUCCCAUAUCAUUUUCUCCUAUUUAUUUAUAUAUACAGCCUCCUUCGUAUGUUGUACGUAAUAAUCAGUAGCUGUAGCUAUACUCCUAUCUCCCUCCCUCUCUCAUAUCUACUUUGAAUGGCACCGAUGAGUUUGCCUCCAGGUUUCAGGUUUCAUCCAACAGACGAAGAGCUAGUGGCAUACUAUCUGGACAGGAAGGUCAACGGCCGAACCAUUGAGCUUGAGAUUAUCCCCGAAGUUGAUCUCUAUAAAUGCGAGCCAUGGGAUUUGCCUGAGAAGUCAUUUUUGCCGGGGAACGAUAUGGAAUGGUACUUUUACAGCACAAGGGAUAAAAAGUAUCCGAAUGGGUCUAGGACAAACCGUGCGACCCGAGCGGGUUACUGGAAAGCCACAGGGAAAGAUCGUGUAGUAGAAUCAAAGAAAAUGAAGAUGGGGAUGAAGAAGACGCUCGUUUAUUACCGAGGAAGGGCUCCUCAUGGCCUUCGUACUAAUUGGGUGAUGCAUGAAUAUCGUCUCACUCACCCUACUUCCUCCUCUUCCAUCCAGGAAUCGUAUGCAUUGUGCCGUGUGUUUAAGAAGAAUAUACAAAUUCCAAAGAGAAAAGAAGAAGAAAUGACUACUAGUGUUGGGAAAGAGGAGGAAGAAGAGGAGAAGAAGAAGUGGAAAAAGUAUGAUGGGGAGAGGAUGGAAAGAGAAAGCGAAGAAGUGGAAAGCUUAAAAAUAGCAUCAGCGGAGACAUCCUCAUCAGAGCUCACUCAAGGGAUCCUUUUAGACGAAGCUAACAGUUCAUCCAUUUUCGCCCUUCAUUUCUCUUCUUCCCUUCUCGACGAUCAUGAUCAUCAACUUUUUGAAAACUACCCUCAGCUUCCCUUCCAUCCUCCUCUCCCACUCCAAGGUUUCCCUCAGCUCUCUAUGAACGAAGCAGAGAUCAUAUCUAUGGACAAUUCCAAGCAACAAGACUUUCACUACAGAGACUCGAUAAACGGGACACUUGACGAGAUCUUCUCUUUUGCUUCUUCCUCCGCCACCUUGCCCCCAGCACUUUAAUAUAUAAUCCUUAUUUUCAUUUAAUAUAUAGUCCUUAUUUUCAUAUUCAGACUUCUUUUCUUAACCUACCGAAUUAUAUUUAGAUAAUUCAUAUAUAUCGUUUUUCUUUUCUUUUUGGCUUCUCAAUUGGUAUAAGUGUAACCUACGACAAAAGGUUUGUGGUUGUUGAGUUUUUUUUUCUGCCACAAAAAAAAAAUUAAAAUAUUCAUUUCUAAUUUUUUUCAAUCUUAAAGAAUGUGUGCGUGUGUUAUAACUUAUAAGUAGUGAUUCCGUAGAUCAACCUUUGUAAUCUACAUUGGGUUGGAUCCCAAAAACUUAAGAAACAAUUUACUUCAAUUUUCUUUUCAUAUCUUUUCAUAAGACAAUAGUCUCUUAAAUACGUACAAUAACUGUCUACUAAACAAAUGGGAAACGUGAAAGAAUGGGAGACAAUCCUAGAAUAUAGGAAACACACAUUACCGCAUCCACAUCUCUAACCAAGUCAAUCUUGGUUUACUUUGGUUAUCCUUUGGUUAUGAUCUUAUCACAUUGUUCUGCCUGUAAUCUAUAUUUUUAGAGGAAAUGGAUUCUGAUAAGCCAAUAAAAAGGAGAAAACUUAGAAAAAAGAGAUAUAAGUUGCAAAUGAUUUCUGUGAAGAUGAGUUUAGGUUCCUGAGGAGAUUAUCAAUAUAUAUACCGAAAGAGGAUCGGCCUAGUUUCCUUAAACAAAGGCGUCAGCUCGUGCGGUUCUUGCGUUCUACCACACUAUUUUGUUGAGAAGUAUAAAGACAUGUGGUUUGAUGGAUGAUCUCAUGCUUAGCAGUAAGAGCCUUGAAUUAAUUGCUUCUGUAUUCAUCACCACUGAACUGAGUUGAUAUAUGUGGAAAAGUAGAGAAAGCUUUAAGGACAUGACUUUUAGAAAGUAAGAGCCUUACCCAAGUGUAUUUGAAUUUCUCAUUAAUAAAAACGACAAAGUACUUGCAGUGAUGUAUUGAUAUAGAAGGAGUAGUCCACACAUUAGAAGAAAUCAGAGCAAACAAUUCUCAUUAGUAGUAGAAUAAACAAGAAAAACUAAUUUGCAAUGCUUUCAUAGGAUACACUCCUCAAAUGUAUCCCCUUUAUCAUUCUUAAAUGUAAUACUAGGAAUUAAUAUCUUAAGAGCAUUCAUAUUAAAAAAAAUAUGAAAAAAUAUAUAUACUUUUAAGAUGAAUAUCUAUUAAAUGAAAAUUCUAUUCAUAUAUAUUUUUAUGAUCAAUUGUAUUUUUUUUAUAACAAAAAUUUAAACCAUUGAUUACAAAUUUUUAAUUGCGAGAUUUUUAAUAAUUUUAGUAAU